Molecule: messenger RNA, 5103 nt
Organism: Linnemannia hyalina
Lineage: Eukaryota; Fungi; Mortierellomycota; Mortierellomycetes; Mortierellales; Mortierellaceae
Source: the annotation of a GenBank genome assembly
AUGGCGCGCAACAUGACCAAAGAUUCUGCUAUUCAAUCGCAUGCUACCGGAGAUGGUGGCGCCUCCAACGGACCUCUGCCAGCCCUUCCUACUGACAACAACGACGGAAUCUCGGACAUUUUCCCCAAGAACUUGCCUAAACCUGCGAUCAGGACCGAGUUGCCUGCCCUAUCGGAACGUAUCGAGGUGACUCAGCAACUGCUCUAUUGCAACAGGCUCAUCCUCGAUGCUCAGUCAACCUCUUCACCCACUGCUACUGCUGCGUCCGAAAGGCCGAUCGGUGAGCCCGCCAACGAGCCACAGGUUGGAGAGACAGAGCGUGCAUGGAUCACAGCCAUUGGACAGGACCCUAUUCAGCAAGACCGCCUUCGCUCGCUGGUCACCAUGGUUGUCGAGGCAUUCAUCAAGGACAUUUUCAAAGUAUCUGCUAUCAUCGCUGAGGUUGUUAUCCUCGGGCCCAUCCUCGAUCGCGACACAUACCGCACCCUGUUGUCUUGCUUCAUUUCGAAGUUCGAACAAGUCACUAUCCUGGAUGUCGCCCUACUCCAAGGACUGGUCCAGUUAAUCGAGUGCGCUUCUCCUGGCUACAUCGAGGACGACGAUCUGACCAAGACCCUGACUGUUCUGCGACGAUGCCUGGAGGGAAUGCACAAGACACCUUCAGAGUACCUGUACCAAAUCACUAUUGCCAUCUCUCGGCUCCUUGAUGUUAUGGUCAACGGUAUGGUCAAAGACGUUAACCGCACGAAUGACCACCAACCCCUGGUCAUGGCCCUCACGGAAUUAAAGGCCAGCGCCGACCCCAUUUUGCAGUUUCAAGUCAACUAUACCCUGCAAGCCUCACGGUAUAUCCCAGAUGACGAGUCGACUCUGCAAGCAGUCUUGCGGUUUGGUGGAGGAGUUGCCAUGGCAGUAUCGGGAGUCGGCGGCGUCUGCAAGUUGGAUCCGGCCAACCUUCUUAGCAGUCUCAGCGUACUUCAUCAAGCAGCGAUGCAGACGUUCAAGGGUACAAAGUCGGUCCUGGAGGGCAUGAAGGAGUCGCAGAAGGAUAGUAGCGGUACUAUGCAGAGCCUUCUUGAGGGUCUUCGCGCAGGCACCAAGUAUGAGUGGUACCUGGUUUUGCUCGCUGCCAGGGCCAUUGUCCGCGAUGGUCGCCUUGCUGACUUCAACGAGAUCGUCUGCAAGGCCAAUUGUCGCGACGAUCGGGAUUUUCAGUUGGGAGUGUGUCAGAUCCUUGGCGAGCUUGCAGUGGAUCCGCUCUGGGACUCAUUCACUCGGAGGCGUGCGACUGACUUCCUUGGAGCGCUGUGCAAAGCCACCCCCGGCUGGAAACACCACCCUGAGGUCAAGGAAUGGAUCGUCGUCAUCCUCACCCAACUCUCAGAGCUCUCAGAUGGUGUGAUCAAGGAUCACGCUCUUGUUGUCCUCCAGGACUGUGCCGCAGAAGACGUUGUGGUUAAACCUGUCGCCAUGGUUCCUUACCCGCUGAAUAGUAGACUGCCGCUGCCAGAGUCAUCUCCGCUUCUUGCCCGCGUCCAGGACAUCACGCAUCUAGAGUUGUAUCUGCACCGGCUCAGGCAGCAACGUCUCGAGGAAUCAAGUCUUGGCAUUUACAUCCCUCCCAUGGCAAAGGCCAAUCUCCAGGCCCGUGACGAUGACCUUUUCCCUCUUUUGGAAAAGGUUCAGGAGUUCUUGGCAAGCGAGCGGCAGGUAAUGCUGGUUCUGGGCGAUUCAGGAGCGGGAAAAUCGACAUUCAAUCUUGAGCUGGAGCGCACGCUGUGGAAUGACUACAAAGACCAUGGACCCAUCCCACUCUUCAUCAACCUCGCCUUCAUCGACAACCCCGCACACGACCUGAUUGAGAAGCAGUUACAGUUCCUUAACUUUUCUGAAGACCAGAUCCGAGAGCUGAAGUUGCAAAGCCGGCUUGUCCUCAUCUGCGAUGGAUAUGAUGAAAGCCAGCUCAAGGUCAACAUCCAUUCUACAAACCAGUUUAACCAGCCAGGACAGUGGAAGGUGAAAAUCGUGAUCAGCUGCCGCACCCAGUACCUUGGAAAGGACUACCGCUCCAGGUUCCAGCCUCAGUCAGUCGAUCGGUACCAGCGCACUGCGACAAAUCUCUUCCAGGAAGCCGUCGUUGCGCCAUUUUCCAAGAAACAGAUCGAGGACUAUGUCACCCGCUAUGUCCCUCUUGAGCCACGGCUCUGGCUUGUCGACGACUACAUACGGAUGCUAACCACGGUUCCCAAGCUGAUUGAGCUGGUUUCCAACCCCUUCCUUCUCACCCUGGCAUUGGAAGCACUGCCUGUUGUUGUGGAGCCCCAUCAGGACUUUUUGACCGUCAGGGUGACGCGCGUGCAACUCUACGACACAUUUGUUGUGCACUGGUUGGAUGUAAACAAGCGACGUCUCGACAGCAGCACCCUGUCGGCUAAGGAUCGCGUUGUCUUUGAUCGGCUUCUGGAGGCAGGGUUUACCUCGAUGGGUAUCGACUACUCGAUAAGGCUGGCGCUGGCGAUCUUUGACAAGCAAGACAGAAACCCGGUGAUUCAUUAUGUGCAGUUGAAGGACAAGAACACAUGGAAAGCAGAGUUCUUUGGUCAGGACCCCGAAGUGCGGUUGUUACAGGAAUCGUCCCCAUUGACCCGCUCUGGCUCUCGAUUCCAGUUUCUUCACCGAUCCAUCCUGGAAUAUUUCUUCUCGCGCACGAUCUACGACCCAGCCGUGAUUAACGAUGACACGGGCGACACAACAUCUUCUACUGGUCAAGUAGUCGACACCAAUUGCCCCUUGUUCCAGCGCAACCUUCUUGAAGACCCAUCCAUCAUCCAAUUCCUGUGCGAGCGUGUGUGCCCAGACCCCAAUUUCGAGCGGCAACUCCGCACUAUCGUCGACCAGUCCAAGACCAAUGCCACCGCCUCUUUUGCCGCCACGAACGCCAUCUCUAUCCUCGUCAAAGCAGGUGUGUCCUUCCACGGCGCUGAUCUCCGCGGCGUCAAGAUCCCCGGCGCCGACCUUUCUGACGGUCAGUUCGAUUCGGCACAGUUGCAAGGAGCUGACUUGACUGGCGUCAGUCUCGCGAGGAGUUGGUUGAGGCAGGCGAAUAUGAGCGGUGCACAGUUGGAGGGCAUCCGAUUUGGAGAGUUACCGUACCUUGAGCUGAAGAUGGCGAUUGCGAGCUGUGUCUACUCGCCCAGUGGAAAGACGCUUGCCAUUGCCAUGACGGACGGAUCUUUCGAGCUUUAUGAGACGACAAACUGGUCAAGAACCCAUGAGCUCAAAGGGCAUACCAAGGGGAUCAGGGAGUGCGCAUUCUCACCCGACGGCCAACGUAUCGUGUCUGGGGGCUGGGACAACGUUGUACGAUUGUGGGACGCCACCAAUGGCGAGGCUUUAUUGGCCAUGGAGGGGCAUACGGAAGGAGUAUUGAGUGUUGCGUUUUCCCCUUGUAGCAAGCACAUAGUUUCGGGUGGUGGCGACAAGACAGUACGAUUGUGGGACUCGCGAACCGGAGACGUGGUUUUCGUUUUGAAAGGCCACACCCGAGAAGUAUUGAGCAUUCAGUAUUCAGCAGAUGGGCGGCGGCUGAUAUCGACUGGCCAAGAGGACACUAUAAGAUUUUGGGAUCCAACGACAGGAGAGCCUGGUGUUAUCUGGAGGCCCAUGCCUGAAAAAGGACACAAUGCGGUCUUCACCCCAGAUGGACGAUUGGUUGCCUUUUGUUACAGAGCCGGCCAUAUGGUACUCUGGGAUACAGCGAGCUCUGGAGAGGUAGGCUUAACUCUACGCGGUCACACUGGUUACGUUACAGGAAUCGCUUUGUCACCCAACGGACAAUGGAUCGCAUCCGCCAGCAACGACUAUACUGUGAAGCUAUGGGACGCGUCGACAGGAGUCCUCAUUUCGUCAUUGACAAGUCAGACACAGUCGAUGGCCAUGGUUGUCUUCUCGCCGGAUGGCCUCCAGUUAGCAGUGGGAGGACGUGAUGGCAAGAUGAGGUUGUGGGAUGUUAACACGAGUUUGUUGAGUGUGGAGGUACAAGGACGUCACCUGGGACAAGUUCAGAGGCUGGCAUACUCUCUCGAUGGCCAAGCGAUCCUCACUCUCAGUGGCCGUGUCGUACAAAGAUGGGAGCCUACAACGGGAGCGCAGGGGUCAAUAUCGUUCGAGUUUCCGGAUAUUCUGUCGAUCGGUGCCAACGAGUUUCCCCCAGACGGCAACCAGUUUGUGAACGGCACUCGGGACACAUUUGCUCAAACGAUCGCCUUCAGUAUGGACACACAUCGCCCACGGGAGCAUCCGAUGCAGGUGGACAUUGCGACUUAUUCACCUUGCUGUCGUUGGCUUGCCUUUUCUUUCUCGGGCAACACUUUUCGAUUGCGGGACGUUCAGAACACUGAUCAGGAGCAUAUUCUUCUUGAGCUGGAAGGAGGGCCUGGAGGAACAGUUUCAGGUGCGGCAUUUUCACGGACUGGACACCAGCUUGCAGCGGCCUCUUGGAGAGGUAUCAUUUGGCUUUUUGAUCCUGAAACAAGAGAGCUUCUAAUAACCAAGACGUUGGUGCAGGAACGAGUUCUGGUGUUGACGUAUUCGCCAGACGGCCAACAACUUGCGCUGGGUACGGAUACCUCGGUCUACCUCUGGGAUCUCAAGUCGGACGAGCCGGGCGUCAAGUUGAAGGGGCACAGCGGUAUGGUCGGUUGUAUUGCGUACUCGCCCUGUGGACAAUGGCUUGCUUCCGGCAGCGGGGAUGAAACGGUUCGACUCUGGCAACGACAAUCAGAAGAGCAGGAAAGUUGGUCUUGUGCUGCCGUGGUCCGUCGAUUCUAUGGGUCGGUUGAGGAUGUCGUUUGGAAUCCGGUUGUGCCUAUGGAGUUUGUGACGACUAGUAAGGAUGGAUCUGUGAGACAAUGGCGGGUGUCGAGCAAUGGUAAUGGAUCGAAUGUCGUUGUCAAGAUGACUUGGGGCUCGAACCUUAGUCUCCUCUGUGCCGAAAGUUUGGUGUCGGAGGUUGCGAUUGGUCUUGACCCAAUGAAUCGAAAGUUGUUGGUGCAAUGCGGCGCCAUUGAUAGUCCUUUGGAAAAGCUGGAGGUUGAGGAGUAG